Messenger RNA from Neurospora crassa OR74A, 375 nucleotides. RefSeq lists its product as hypothetical. Lineage: Eukaryota; Fungi; Ascomycota; Sordariomycetes; Sordariales; Sordariaceae. The coding region runs from base 1 to 375 and encodes 124 amino acids. The transcript has 3 exons. The record is from RefSeq and is a predicted model, not a curated record.
AUGGUUGCGAAACAAUCACCGGAAUCUGCGUGGUCGUUUUCUCUGGGAUCCACUCCGAGUGAUGCAGGCUCCUCUGUUCAAGUCCAUGCGGACAAUGGAAGUACCAGCCUUAAACGUCCACAUGAUGGGGCGCUCACAGACACCGAACCCUUAGCAAAAAGAGACAGGCUUAUCGAAGAAUUAGAACAGAUGGCAUCCACUGGGAGUAAAGCACCCAUUGAAUCCUUACCUACCGGACAAAAGGAGAUCAAUGAGGACGGCGAUCCGGUAGCUUUCACUCUCCUCAAGGCGUCGGUACCCCAGCUGGUCGAGUGGAGGUGCAUCGAUGUCUCGAUCACGCAGAAGGCGGAGGAACAACUACAACAACGGCAGUAG